GCAAUUACAUACGUUGCUAUUAUAUCAUUUAAAAUGUAUUUGAUUUUUCAAUAUUUUUUAUUUAGCAUUCAUAACUAUUUUUUAAAAUUGUCUAUUUGUUUUGUUCUUUUAGAUUUGUCCAAACUCAAGUUGGAUCCCGUUAUUGAUGCUUAGAGAUGUGAAGACAUUGAGAUCUUGAUUUUGGUAAUCCGAUUGAUGGUGAUGGGUGACAUCCAGUUCUACGGAAUUGAGCCGCGAAGUCAUGGGAGCAUUUUCAGUUUAUUAUUAUUUUGAACUUUUUAAAGCUCUCAUUGAGUCCAUGAACGAUGUUAAUGUUGUCCCACGUGAAUGCCGAAUUUUACAACCUGUUGAUUUUCUAAUGGGCAGGACCCAACGGUGGUUCCACAAGCGUAGGGAAUUGGCGAACUCAACGUCAUCAACGUUAACAAAGUUCUACGAGUCGGAGCUUAAUGAACUACAUUCCGCUACAGCUGUUAUGGAAAUAAGGCCAGCUUGUGCUUUCGAGUUCCUUGUCCUUGACAAAAAUGGGCGUUCGUUUGUGGUGAACUUUCAAAACAAGACGUGCACUUGCUACGAAUUCCAGCUGCACCAUUUUGUGUGUGUUCAUGCAGUGGCUGCCACUCGUUGUCGAGGCGGUUUGUCUUGCUAUGAUUACGUUUCAACCUUUUACACCACCACUGCAUGGAGAGCUACAUAUUUAGGAAUCAUACACCCCAUCCCAUCUAAAGAAUCUUGCGUUGUUUCCGAUGAGGUCGCACAGGUUGUCUGCCACCCACCAUCAUGUGACAAACGUCCCCCUAGGAAGGCCCAAGAAGCGUAGGAUCCCGUCCAAAGGUGAACAUGCUAAGCGCCAAACUUGCUCACGAUGCAAAUCUACAGGCCACAAUAGGAAGACGUGCACUAAUCCCAUUACUUUAACUAGGGCAUGACUCCAUAUUAAGACAUUACCAAGAAAUUUGUUUUUUAAUU
Cuscuta campestris is the source of this 969-nucleotide messenger RNA. Lineage: Eukaryota; Viridiplantae; Streptophyta; Magnoliopsida; Solanales; Convolvulaceae. The record is from the annotation of a GenBank genome assembly.